AGAAUAUUGUGUAUAAUAAACACUCAACUGUGUAAAAUUUAUUUGAAGGCGAAAUUGUGAUACUUACUGAAUGUUGUGACAAAAAAACUAAUUACAGGGAACAAGACUCGCACACCUUGAACCCUAGUUUUUAGUAAAAGGUUUACGCGAAUUGAAUGGGCGACACCGGCCACUGCGCAAAAUAUACCUACCGUAUUAUCAGUAACGGUCUGCCAGAACCGGCCUCGAAGAGACAAACCAUCGAGCGUCAGUCAGGUGAAAGUCUCCAGACGCACACUUCACUUCGAGUAACAAGCACGCUAUCAGACGAGUCGAUACGCGAUUUCGCCGAUAAUUAUCUGAAAAUAAACAAACAAAAAGCGGGUAUAGUAAUUGUAGGUAGGUAGCUGAUGAUGCGCAAACGUCAGUCGCGUCAUCGCGUGGACGGGCAAACUGGUGCGCAGGCCGGUGCGCUGCUAGUGUGUUGCGGAGGCGCGGGUCCGCCGACGCGUGGUGCGCGCGCGCACUGCCGCCGCACAGUCGCGACCAUGUCAACGUGCUGCAUCGUCGUCGUAGCCCUGGCACUCGCCGCGCCCGCCUUGUGCGCCGCCAACGCUGAUGCCGCCCUCACUACACUAGGAAUGGCUGCUCCUCCAGUGGAAGUUCUCACCAACGCCCUGGAUCCCAACACCACGAUGAUCUCGAACGAGACAUUCGCCGAACAAUAUUUCAUCAAUAAGAUAUUCGACAAAUACGGUGACAGAGGAGUCAUCACCUUCGAGGGUUUCGAGCAUCUGCUGGACAGCCUAGGGCUGGGCGGGCGCGUAUUCAACUCCCCCCACGACCUGGAGCUACAUCGGGUCAACGGCACCUUUCGACAGAUGCACGACACUCAACAUCGCCACAAGAGAUCGCCUAUCACUCGGGACGGCAUACUGAAGAAGUCAUGUCUAUCACCGAGGGACAUAUUGGAGUUUUACGGCAUAGAGAACGAACCAGGAGUUAUUUCGAUAGAACCGAAGACCUUUUUGGAAAUGUGUCCGGCCCUCGUGUACCAGCUGGACCAGCGGUCAUGUUUCAAAACAGAAGCACCCACACCAAAAUUAGAAAAGCAUUGGACUUGGAUAUACGCCAGCUUGAGUAUCUUGGUCAUAAGUGCAACCGGACUCGUGGGCGUGGCAAUUGUGCCACUACUUAAGUCCGUGAUAUUCGGGCAUGUGCUCCACUUCCUCAUUGCCGUGGCAGUCGGGACGUUAUGCGGAGACGCGUUGCUUCAUCUGCUUCCUCACGCGCUCAAGUCUCACGGUUCGUCUUCCGAACCCCAAGAAGAAACUGAAGUUGUACUCAAAUGCAGCGUUACAUUUCUCACUAUUCUUUUAUUCUACACAGUGGAAGCUAUUAUGCAAAUAGUAAACGGGGGUCAUGCACACUCACAUGAUCAAGGGAUGACCGUAGAAGAGAUGAAAACAGAAUCCAGUAAACAAAUAGAACCUAUAGAAUUAGGCGCAAUGAUGCCCGGCGCACCUCCGCCACCAGUGGAACGGCCAAUGUCGUCGACCGCCCUCAUGGUUAUCGUGGGAGAUGGUCUGCACAAUCUGACUGACGGACUAGCAAUAGGAGCGGCAUUUAGCGGAGAUCCCGUGACUGGUUUCGCUACUGCGCUCGCUGUAUUCUGUCACGAAUUACCGCAUGAGCUCGGAGACUUUGCAGUUUUGCUCAGAUCGGGAAUGACAAUAAAGCGAGCCUUAUAUUAUAAUCUACUGUCUUCUGUGCUCAGUUUUAUGGGUAUGGCUGGAGGCAUUUGGCUGGCUGAAGACCACGAGUCGGCCUCGCAGUGGAUAUACGCCGCCACAGCUGGAACAUUCUUUUAUAUUGCUCUGGCAGAUUUAGUUCCUGAAAUAAAUGCAAACAAUCAUGGUAAAGCCAUGAAUUUACUUUUAGCCGUUGUAGGAAUACUCGCAGGUGGUAUCAUAAUGUUACUCAUAGCCUUACACGAAGAUUCAAUACAAUACCUCUUUAGAAAUGCAGAACAAUGAACUAAGUCCUAGUUAUGUUUUUCUAGAGCACGUUCAAUGUGAUAAAACUCAUGGUUGUUCAAAUUGUACACACAAGUUUAAGUAUAGCGCCCUAGGAUAAUAUUACCUGAGUAUUGAGUAUUCCUUGCAUGAUUUAUUAAGAUUAAAUGCAUUGAUUAUAAACUCACGCAUGAAUAUGUUGAAAUCUUAAACAAACCCCAAGCAAAAUCUGGAUGGUUCUUAUAAUACUAAACUUACAAUAGGUAGAUAAACCAAUCAAUAUAAUAAAUGUAGAAAUUAAUACGUUGUUCAUACCUAAUAUUUUUUGUGAAUUUUGAAGCAUUCCAAUUUUCGAAUUAUUCUAAGCAUUCCAAUUAUUUUAAUAUUUUAACUACGUAGUUAUACUAUUUGAAUUAAUUUAUUAUAUCUUGAGGCGCC
Chilo suppressalis (striped riceborer) is the source of this 2432-nucleotide messenger RNA. The record is from the annotation of a GenBank genome assembly. Lineage: Eukaryota; Metazoa; Arthropoda; Insecta; Lepidoptera; Crambidae.